Messenger RNA from Vitis vinifera (wine grape), 2742 nucleotides. RefSeq lists its product as uncharacterized. The record is from RefSeq and is a predicted model, not a curated record. Bases 1 to 2040 code for a protein of 679 amino acids. NCBI's taxonomy places the organism in Eukaryota, Viridiplantae, Streptophyta, Magnoliopsida, Vitales, Vitaceae. The transcript is spliced from 6 exons.
AUGGAUGAGAUGGUUGAACAAUAUGGCAAAGAAUUAAAAUAUGGGAAUGAUGUAGCUGAUACAAUUUUGUUCCCUCAAUUACCAUCCUUGACAUUACAACAUCUACCAAAGCUGCUAAACGUCUGUUCAGAAGUGAAGGUACUGCCUUCCAUUUAUGUAAGCAUGAAAGAAUUGAGGUCAACUCAAGUAAAGUCUGAGGGAAUUUGUUUGGAGGGUGAACCGGGUACUCACAUACUGCUUUCCAGCAAACAGGAGAUAUGGCAUGGCCAAAUUCCACCCAAGUCCUUCUGCAACCUCCACUCACUACAUGUGGAGAAUUGUGCAUCACUAUUGAAAGUCUUGCCAUCCUAUUUGCUACGCAGCUUACAAAAUUUGGAAGUAGUAAUUUUAAAAAACUGUGAUAUACUAGAAGAAGUAUUUGAUCUUGAAGGUCUAGAUGUUAAUAAUGAACAUGUUCGGCUGCUCUCUAAGUUGACAAAAUUAAGCUUAAUUGGUCUUCCUAAGUUGAGGCAUAUAUGCAACAAGGACCCUAGAGACAAUUUGUGCUUCCAAAACCUGAAAUGGCUGAAUGUGGACAACUGUGGCAGCUUGAGAAACCUUUUCCCUUCUUCUAUGGCCUCAGAUCCUAUGCCACUUGGAGGUGUAGAAGUGAUGGCUACAGGCAGUAUCAUAUUUCCUCAAUUAACCCACCUUUCAUUGGAGUCUUUGCCCAACCUAACAAACGUCUAUCCAGGAUGUCAUUCUCUACAACAGCUUGACCAUGGAAACCUUGAUAUGCCCUUUGGAGUGCUUUUCAAUGAAAAGGUAGCAUUUCCUAGCUUGGAAUUAUUAAAUAUCUCAGGCCUGGAUAAUGUGAAAAAGAUAUGGCAAAAUCAACUUCUUGAAGAUUCCUUUUCCCAACUAAAAGAGAUUAGAGUAGCAUCCUGUGGAAAAAUGCUGAAUAUUUUUCCAUCCAGUAUGCUGAACAGUUUACAGAGUCUACAGCUUCUGAGAGUAGUGGACUGUAGUUCAUUAGAAGUGGUUUAUGACAUGGAGUGGAUAAAUGUUGAGGAAGUUGUAUCAGCCACUCAGUUGAGUAAACUGGUUUUAUAUUCUCUACCAAACCUUAAGCAUAUAUGGAAUAAGGAUCCCUACGGAAUUCUCACCUUUGAAAACUUAAUAUUAUUAGAAGUUGGUUAUUGUCAGAGUCUAAAAUACCUUUUUCCAGCCUCUUUAGUUAGAGACCUUGUGCAACUUCAGGACCUGCAGGUAUCAUCUUGUGGGGUAGAGGAACUUGUUGCAAAAGAAAAUGGACCGGAGACAGCUCCUAGGUUUGUAUUCCCUGUAAUGACCUCUCUAAGACUGACGAAUCUGCAACAAUUCAAGAGUUUCUACCCUGGGACACAUACUUCAGAAUGGCCUUUAUUGAAAAAGCUGGAGGUGCGUGACUGUGAUAGAGUGAAGAUAUUUGCUUACAAAUUUCCAACAUUCCAAGAAAUACAUAUGGAGAGCAAUGUUGACAUCACAAUUCAACAGCCACUUGCCUUAUUCGAGACGGUUGCAUUUCCUAAUUUGGAGGAAUUGACAUUGGAUAGUAACAGUGCCACAGAAAUACAGCAAGAGCAAUUUCCAGUGGAGUCCAUUUGCAAACUUAGAGUUCUCAAUGUACUGAGAUAUGGAGAUAAUUUGGUUGCAAUUCCAUCCUUUAUGCUUCAUACGCUACAUAAUCUGGAAAAACUCAAUGUGAGAAGAUGUGGUUCAGUCAAAGAGGUUGUACAGCUUGAAGAACUUGUUGAUGAGGAAAGUCAUGCCAUGGCACUUGCUAAGUUAAGAGAAGUGCAGCUGCAUGACCUACCUGAGCUGGCGCAUUUGUGCAAGGAAAACUUCAAACGAGGCCCUCGUUUUCAAAAUCUUGAAACUCUUGAAGUAUGGAACUGUGACCGUUUGAUAAGUUUGGUACCAAGCUCAGUGACAUUCCAGAACCUAGCAACUUUAGAUGUAUGGUCUUGUGGCAGUCUGGUUAAUUUGCUACCACCAUCAACAGCUAAAAGUCUGGUGUAACUCAAAAACCUCAAAGUAGGUGGAUCGGAUAUGAUGAAAGAAGUAGUUUCCGGAGGAGGAGGCGAAGCAACAGAUGAGAUUGCUUUUUGCAAAUUAGAACACAUUGCACUUGUUUGUUUAGCAAACCUCACAAGCUUCUGUUCAGGAGGCUAUACUUUCACAUUCCCAUCCUUGGACCAUCUGGUAGUGGAAGAAUGCCCGAAGAUGGAAGUUUUCUCUCAAGGCUUCUCAACCACACCAAGGCUAGAGAGAUUAGAUGUGGCAGAUAAUGAAUGCCAUUGGGAAGGUGACCUCAAUACCACCAUUCAAAAGUUGUUUAUACAGCUGCAUGGUUGAGGGAGAAGUUUCUUGGUUGGAAUAGCUAAAAACAAGGAAAAUGAAAGGGCUUGUUCUGAAGAAGAGUUCACAGCUAGAAGAGAUUUGUAGGAAGGCAAAUGUGGUCCUAGAAGCAGAUAGAGCAAUGGAAUAUGAGCUGUCCAUGGUUUUUUGUCCUUGAAUAAAUUGAGCAUCAAGUUGCCUAGGUUAAAGAGGAAGGUUUUAUCUGGAAAUAAAUACUUGAAACAGUUGAGAAACAGUUAGUAGCAUGUGAGAAAGAGAGUUGGUUGGAGAAACAAUGUUGGGUGUUUUCUCAUAUUUGUAUUGAUUCUUUGUUCUAUUAUAUCCCUCAUUAUUUUUUGAUGGCUGUUUAGGAUGAUAAUUGAU